Musa acuminata AAA Group (dessert banana) is the source of this 1190-nucleotide messenger RNA. Its product is annotated as auxin-responsive protein IAA6-like. Gene Ontology annotation, cellular component: nucleus. NCBI's taxonomy places the organism in Eukaryota, Viridiplantae, Streptophyta, Magnoliopsida, Zingiberales, Musaceae. Gene Ontology annotation, molecular function: protein binding. The record is from RefSeq and is a predicted model, not a curated record. The transcript is spliced from 6 exons. Gene Ontology annotation, biological process: regulation of DNA-templated transcription. Bases 1 to 981 code for a protein of 326 amino acids.
AUGGAAGAAGAUCUCGAGAACAGAGGAGGUGCAUGUCCUCAGCUGCUCGAUCUGAUUCCAAAUGAGAGCGACUGGAUGAUGGCGCCAGAGGCAUCAGGAGGAGGAAGAGGAGUCGGCGGCUUAGAUGACUCGGAAGACAAAAAGUUGGAGCUGAAGCUUGGGCUCCCUGGAGUAGGAGGAGGAGAAGAAGAGGCUGCUGCUGUUCUCUGUCUUGAUUUCUUCUCCAAGGCUUCAAAGACCACCACCACCACCACCUGUACUGGAGCCAGAAGACGGCUCUUCGAAUCUGCAGAGUCCAAAUCAGAAGGUCCUCAGCAAGAGCAGCAGGCUGGGUUCCUCCAGUUGCAGAGCAGAGCAGAGUCUGGGAAUGAAUGGCCACACAAGGCAGUUUGGGCUGGUGGGAAGGCUGAUCUGCAGCAAAGCCAUGCUGCUCCCGGAGGUGCAGCUGGACCCAACACCAGCUCCCAGACAAGAGCUGCGCCUGCUCCUGUUGUUGGUUGGCCUCCUAUCCGCUCCUUCAGGAAGAACCUGUCAAGUAGUUCGGUCAAGCCAUCAGUUGGGUUGGAGAAUGACAAUGUAGAGAUGAAGCAGAAGUUCGAUAACAACAAGAAAGGCUUGCUCGUAAAGAUCAACAUGGAUGGUAUCCCCAUCGGAAGAAAAGUAGACCUGAAGGCCUAUGACAAUUAUGAGAAGCUCUCUUUAGCUGUCAAAGAGCUCUUCCUUGGCCUUCUUGCAGCUCAAAGGGACACCCCUGAAAAUGAGAAUGAAGCAGCCAAACAAGCAUUCGUAGGCUUGUUAGAUGGUUCCGGUGAAUACACUUUGGUUUAUGAAGACAAUGAAGGUGACAAAAUGUUCGUCGGGGAUGUUCCAUGGGACAUGUUUGUUUCAACGGUUAAACGGUUGAGGGUGCUGAAAAGUUCUGAUCUCGCUGCAUUACGUUUAGGAGCAGUCAGCAGGAAAAGAACAGCAACUGAAAGUUGAGUAGAAUGAGAAACACAAAGUUUGGGUUAUGCAUCCAUCUUUCCUCAUCUUUGGAUGUUAUUGGCUAAUGCAACUGGACUAAUUCCUAACUAUUUUGGGGGUUGUUGAACUCAUAUUCCUGAUAAACCAUGUAUCGGUGCAAUCGAAUGUUAAUCCAGUGUACAUACUCCUAUAAUCACUCAUUUAUCUGAGUUUGAAUUGCAUGAUAA